UCCUCGACUCAUGAACGUUGCGGUGUGUGAAAAUUUUUGGGGUCUAUGCGAGAGAGUGUGAGCCUGUGCGUGUGCGUAUGCUUGUAUGUGUUUUUGUGUCUGCCAGAGUGUAAAAGUGUGCGUAAGCAUUUAGUGUUUGUGUGCGAGGGCGCCAAGUUAUUGUGUCUUUAACCACCGAAAAUAUCAACAACCACAACAUUACAGACAUUUUCAAAUUUGAACCACCUGUCCCAAAAUUCACACACAGCUUCCAAUAGAAAAAAAAAAUACAGGCAAAGCAAACGAAAAAAAACUGACUAAACCAAAUAGAAAUUUGUCAAAAAGAUUCCAUUCAACGCUCUUAAGUAGGCAACAGUUUUUUGGUAUUCUCUUACUCACUGGCUCAGUAUGGAAAUGGAUGUCAAUCGUCAUGAUGCUAGCAAUCUAAUGACCAUUUCAUUACGUUGCUCCAAUAAUAACAAUGGAACACCCACAACUUGCCCGCCAGCUUCCACAUUACCAACAACGACAACAACUACAACAACAACAUCUCCAUCAACAUCAACCCGGCCCCCCAGUGGCUGUUGCGGCAUCUUGAGUCGCCUCUUCUGUGUGAGUCGCCACAAGGCCACCCAAUCGGUGGCGGGCAGUGAACAGUGCAGUAAUCUUCAAGAGCCACUCACUUUAAUGCAACGUAAGGCGGCAACAGCAACAACAACAACAAACAGUAUAGUGAACCGUCUACCGGCAACACAGAAACGCAGUCGACGCACACCCCAGGAAAUCUAUUUCGAGAGUCGCGGCAAAUCCUGCAAAAAGCUAUUGAAAUUCAAUGGUAAUUCUAAUAAGAUAUUGCUGUACCCGGAGGAAGGAUGGGCGCGCACGGCCAGCUCUAGCUAUUGGACCAUAACACCCUGCUGGUGGCAACCGAAUCGUUGUCGCAUUGUCGAAUGCUCUGGCACGCAACGUCAGGCCACAAGGGCACGAAUGGUGCCGCUGGAGCAGCAGGGCUCGUUACUGAUUGCCGGACACUUUCGAAGGACAACAGCAUCUGCCUCGGCCUCUGCAUUUGCGGCCUCCUCGUCAGCCUCUGGCUGUGCAGCGUCGGCCUCUGCAUCUGGUGCGACAGUGUCGCAGCUAACGGAUAAGUCACAGCCCGCUUGCAAUGAUGAGUUCAAGCUGUAUCUGACAUCGAACAUCUCGAUGGAGGACUACAACAUGGGCUACUGUUUGACUGGAUUUGUGGAGCGUCGCUGCCAGCUGACAAACACCUUUCAGAUGACUCACUUUGCCGUCAUCAAACGGCAAUGGCCUCAGCCGUCCAAUCUGAGUAACUCAUAAAAUGGGCCCUUUGUGUGAUUUUUGAUUGUAUUUUAUUGGUUUUUUUUUGUUCUCUUUUUAUUAUGGUUUAAUUUAAUCGUUUAGUAUUUAAGUGUGAGCGAGAAAUCGAAACUUCAUGUGCAAUUUUUAGGCAAGCAACAAACAAAAGGUAAAUAAUUAAACAAAAUUUUGGUCAAGGUGAUAGUUAAAACUAAAAUGUAUAGCAUACUUUGCAGCGUUACAAUAGGAAUCAAAAUAAUUGAGCGCAUAAAUAAAAGAGAAGCUCUCGAUUUUUUUUACAA
Messenger RNA from Drosophila willistoni, 1601 nucleotides. RefSeq names its product cell wall protein DAN4. The record is from RefSeq and is a predicted model, not a curated record. The transcript has 2 exons. NCBI's taxonomy places the organism in Eukaryota, Metazoa, Arthropoda, Insecta, Diptera, Drosophilidae. The coding region runs from base 388 to 1320 and encodes 310 amino acids.